CAGCUGACGUCGGGAAGCUCCUCCUGGAAAAUCUGGUGGACAAUCGCAUCUCCUCGGAAGAUUAUUAGUAAUUCUGUAGUGCUUUUCCACGCUGUAACAUUAAAUUCAGGGUCGGGGAGGUAGGCUGGCUCUUCUCAUCGGUGUAUAUAAACUUAGAGGCACAGUAUGGAGCUCCGCUGGAUGUUAACAGACUCUAUCUCCGCACUAGAAGCAGGGCAGCAGCCGUUUUUCACAUGUAGCAGCUAACGUCUGCUUUUAUCAUCCGGCUUCAUUUAACAUUCUUCCGUUUUUUUGUUUUUUUUUUCAUCUUUCCACUCGACGACUUAACGGUUGUGUCGUUUAUAAACCCGUAGUUAUCCACAACCAAGCCUUAUCUGAGUGAUAUAUAUCUUUACUUCGAGGACAUGAUGUUUAUGAUCAAGUAGUAACAGUUUCAGGGUAAGGUUUUAACCGGUCUUUAACCAACAAUGAAGUCUCCUCUGGCUCCUGGAAUACGACUUGUUACCUCAUUUUCUCGGGACAGCUGGUACCGUGGUUUUAUCCUCUUCCUCACAUUCCUCUUCUACACAGCCUACCACCUGUCAAGGAAGCCCAUCAGCAUUGUUAAGAGUCAGCUGCAUAGAAACUGUUCUCUAGUGAUUCGACCCGCAGACCUCAACGUAACCGAUAAUGAUACCUGGUGUGACUGGACGCCGUUUGACCAGGACAACUAUCAGACCCUCUUUGGAGUCCUGGAUAACUCCUUCCUCGUCGCCUAUGCCAUCGGCAUGUUUUUCAGUGGGAUCUUUGGAGAGCGCCUUCCUCUGCGGUACUACCUGAGCUUUGGGAUGCUGAUGAGCGGAUUGUUCACAUGCCUGUUUGGGCUCGGCUACUACUGGAACAUCCACUCGUUAGGGUACUACGCUUUCAUCCAGGUCAUGAACGGGAUCGUGCAGACCACCGGUUGGCCAGCUGUGGUGGCUUGCGUCGGCAACUGGUUCGGAAAGGGGAAACGUGGGUUCAUCAUGGGUGUUUGGAACUCCCACACCUCUGUGGGAAACAUCCUGGGCUCCCUCAUCGCUGGAGUCUUCGUCUCCUCAGAGUGGGGGAUGUCCUUCAUCGUCCCGGGACUCAUCAUCGCCUGUGCUGGGGUCCUGUGUUUCUUCUUCCUGGUUGAAAAACCUCAAGAUGUGAACUGCUCUCUUCCUCAGCAUCAUAUCGUUCAGGAGAACGGUGAGACCGAGCCUCUGCUGCGGAACGGUAACGGAAGCAUCAACGGCGCCGUCUCCACGGAGACUCCAGAGAUCGUAGAGGAGCAUUCUGAGGCCAUAAGCUUCUUUGGGGCUCUCUGUAUACCUGGAGUGGUGGAGUUCUCUCUCUGUCUGCUGUUUGCUAAGCUGGUCAGCUACACCUUCCUGUACUGGCUCCCUCUCUACAUCUCAAAUGUUGCACAUUUUCAAGCUAAAGAGGCGGGAGAUAUGUCGACAUUAUUCGAUGCCGGAGGGAUCCUGGGAGGCAUCAUGGCCGGCCUGGUGUCUGACUUCACUGGUGGAAGAGCCUCAACCUGCUGCGUCAUGCUGAUUGCUGCUGCGCCCAUGCUCUUCCUCUAUAAUUACAUCGGACAGAGGAGCCUCGGGAUCACCGUCGGUAUGCUGCUGCUGUGUGGAGGUCUGGUGAACGGCCCUUACGCCCUGAUCACCACAGCUGUAUCUGCUGACCUGGGAACACAUGAGAGUCUUAGAGGAAACUCCAGAGCUUUAUCAACAGUUACUGCAAUCAUUGAUGGAACGGGAUCAAUAGGUGCAGCAUUGGGUCCUCUGCUCGCUGGUGUGAUUUCACCCACCGGCUGGAACAACGUUUUCUACAUGCUGAUCUCUGCUGACAUCCUAGCCUGCCUGUUUUUGACCCGACUUGUCUUUAAGGAAGUUAAAGGCUGGUGUGGACAGAUCUCCCGAGCCAGAAGGCUUAGGGAAAUCUGAUGUACUCACAAUCAAAACAAACUAGAACCCAAAGGAUCACAGCAGGGAACCAUAACUGAACCGGACCUCACCUCACUGUACAGUCAAAGGAAAUCAAGCCGGACGAUUCAAGUCAAUAAGCUGAUGAUUGAAAAUUGAAGAAGAAAAUGUCACUUUGAGGAGACGGGUUUUAAUCACCUCAUCUAAGUUGUUUUAAUGUUUUUUAUCAUAAACCUGUAUAUACGUUAAAUUGUCUUAAUCUUGUGUUUGUUUCUCUGUCUCCUCGCAAGUAAUUCCUCAGGAAAUCUGAUGAACUGCGUGAGAGAGAGAGUUCAGAUAUGCUGUAAAAACACUUUUUUGCUGCUCAUUUCAUUGUGAAAUAUAAAAUAAUUGAAAAAUCCA
Messenger RNA from Girardinichthys multiradiatus, 2339 nucleotides. RefSeq names its product solute carrier family 37 member 2 (gene slc37a2). The record is from RefSeq and is a predicted model, not a curated record. Gene Ontology annotation, biological process: phosphate ion transmembrane transport; glucose-6-phosphate transport. Gene Ontology annotation, cellular component: endoplasmic reticulum membrane. Bases 468 to 1958 code for a protein of 496 amino acids. NCBI's taxonomy places the organism in Eukaryota, Metazoa, Chordata, Actinopteri, Cyprinodontiformes, Goodeidae. Gene Ontology annotation, molecular function: glucose 6-phosphate:phosphate antiporter activity. The transcript has 18 exons.